AUGAUUGGGAGGAGCGCGAGCAUGGAGGAGGGGCGAGCACGGCUGCUGGCAGCUGAUGCAGCACUCACGGAUGCCAUUCUCACGGGCGUGAUCAUGCCCACACCCACCUCCUCUUCCCUGGGCUUCCCCCAGUGCGCGCAGCAUGGCAGCACCGCGACUGCCCAUAAUGGCGGUGGUGGUGGCAUGGUGGGCAGCAGCGUGGAUUGCACUCACAGCAUCAGUGUAGUGUGGCGAUCGGGCGGCGCAGCCUUGACAGCAGCAGCAGCAGCGUGUGCUGCAGAGACAGGGCAGCGUGGCACUCAAUCGACAAGUUCUACUCUCCUUGCUCCUCUUCUACUCUCCUUGCUCCUCUUCUACUCUCCUUGCUCCUCUUCUACUCUCCUUGCUCCUCUUCUACUCUCCUUGCUCCUCUUCUACUCUCCUUGCUCCUCUUCUACUCUCCUUGCUCCUCUUCUACUCUCCUUGCUCCUCUUCUACUCUCCUUGCUCCUCUUCUACUCUCCUUGCUCCUCUUCUACUCUCCUUGCUCCUCUUCUACUCUCCUUGCUCCUCUUCUACUCUCCUUGCUCCUCUUCUACUCUCCUUGCUCCUAUUCUACUGUCGUUUCUCCUCUUCUACUCUCCUUGCUCCUCUUCUACUCUCAUUGCUCCUCUUCUACUCUCAUUGCUCCACUUCUACUCUCCUUGCUCCUCUUCUACUCUCAUUGCUCCUCUUCUACUCUCAUUGCUCCUCUUCUACUCUCAUUGCUCCUCUUCUACUCUCAUUGCUCCUCUUCUACUCUCCUUACUCCUCUUCUAAUCUCCUUGCUCCUCCAGGGCUUUCUCUUGUGUGUGAGAGCCGCAUACCAGCAGUAGCAGACCGCGUGGUGCUGCGCAAGCUGGCCCAGGACAUCCACAAUGCCCAUUUUUUAUCUGCACCCAUCUCCCCACCACCCUCCCUCACCCCUCUUCCCCAACCCUCUUCCCCACCCCUCUCCCUCACCCCUCUCCCCCAACCCUCUCCCCCACACCUCUCCCCCAUCUCUCUCCCCCACCCGCUUGCCCCAACGGCCUCUACCCACCCGUCUCCCCUCCCUGCUUUCCCGCACCUCUCCCCCACUCUCCGCACGCCCCACCCUUACCCCUCUCUGCCACGCCUCUCUCCCAACACUUCCCUAAACCUCUUUCCCAAGCCUCUCCCCCAAACCUCUCGCCCAACCCGCUCCCCAACCCCUUUUCCCCCACGCCUCCCGCCUGUGCCUCCCCUCCACGCCUCCUUCCAACACCUCCCCCUCUCACGCCUUGGCCACACGCCUCUCCCCCACCGUCUUCCUCCCCCAUGCCCUGAUCCUGCCGGGAGGAGUCAGCUGGCGAGGAGGCAGUGGGAUCCAGUGGCUAGCGCAAGUCAAUGGGGGGAGUGGGGUGAAGACAAGGCAGUGCCGGGCCUAUUCAGCAGGCGCAAGGCCAAGAUGACCACUAUUAUCACGUCUCCCUCUGGGCACUUGGCAUUUUCUCUGGCAGGCAGUGUGCUCCGCCUCCUCUGA
Messenger RNA from Closterium sp. NIES-65, 1521 nucleotides. Lineage: Eukaryota; Viridiplantae; Streptophyta; Zygnematophyceae; Desmidiales; Closteriaceae. The record is from the annotation of a GenBank genome assembly.